AUGGACGAUCAAAAACCCAUCAUACGUUUUGCACACAACUCAGCACCCCAGGGGGCAUCAUCUGCUCACAUUGUAUACGAGGUCAACCCACCGGUCUUCACUAUACGCAAAGUGCCCAGCACCCAGCAAACUGCUCAACUCGAUGCUGCUGCCGUCAAAGUGGUGGCAUCGCGUAUUGAGCGCUUUCAAAGCUUCCUCGCUCGCGCAAAGCAAGCUGCUGGCAUUCCUUUGCAACACAAGGUCAAGAUAUUCAGACAGUUAGAUCCUACAAAAAUUUCUGGAGACAUGCCCGACAUUGCUCAGCCAGGCAUCCCGAGCCCCCCAACUUCGAGAAAUCCUUCGCCAUCACCCUCCACUUCCAAACUCAUCAUUGAGAACUCAGUCUUUGCCAAAUGGACGGAGGGUACCAAUUUCGAGUCCAUCGAUGGCCACGAUCACACUGCAAACGACAAGUAUAACGGAAAACUGAAUCUGGAGACACUAGGCUUGAUUUCCAAUCAGGUUCUGAUACUGGAGGAGCAGCAAAGGGCGCAGAGUUUGCUUCAGAUGUGGCUAAGAAAGGCAACAAGAACAAUUCCCAGCUGUCUCAAACAGAGAGUGCCAGUAAACGCACCAGCCCUGCUCCCACAGCUCCCGUCACGCGUGGACGUGUCCGUAAAGAUGGCAGAACCCGUGGUACUAUUGGUCUGA
Molecule: messenger RNA, 690 nt
Organism: Aureobasidium musti
Lineage: Eukaryota; Fungi; Ascomycota; Dothideomycetes; Dothideales; Saccotheciaceae
Source: the annotation of a GenBank genome assembly